Molecule: messenger RNA, 3162 nt
Organism: Monopterus albus (swamp eel)
Lineage: Eukaryota; Metazoa; Chordata; Actinopteri; Synbranchiformes; Synbranchidae
Gene: nfatc2b
Product: nuclear factor of activated T cells 2b
Exons: 10
Coding region: 197-2842 (881 amino acids)
Biological process (GO): calcineurin-NFAT signaling cascade; regulation of transcription by RNA polymerase II; cytokine production
Cellular component (GO): transcription regulator complex
Molecular function (GO): DNA-binding transcription factor activity, RNA polymerase II-specific; transcription factor binding; RNA polymerase II cis-regulatory region sequence-specific DNA binding
Source: RefSeq, a predicted model, not a curated record
CAUGUUGCGGUGUUGGAUGCUGUAUUUGAGUCGCUGCUAAUAUUUUGAACUUAUCGUAGAGGGGGAAACUGCAGCUCCACCCGUUUUCUUAAUUGUUUGCGCUUUACACGCAGCUUAAAUUAGUUGCUGAGUUCGAAAGUUAUUACAACAGAUAGACUACUCUUGUCGAACAAAAUCCAUACAGUCAAAGCUGGAGAUGACAUCUGGAGGUCUGGGACUUAGCGAGGGCCUUGGUCAAGACAUAAGUCAGGAGGAGCUGGACUUUUCCGACUUGUUUCUGUAUAAUCCAUCUGGGGAAGAUUUUCCUGUCGGCUCUGACAGAGAUGAUCCAGGUGCUCUCCUUCAGGACAACAGUCAGACUCCUCUGCUGGUGGCUGACCAUGACAGUCUGUACAUCCCCACCUCCAACCAGCCAGCCACCAGCCAGAAGCCCUCCUCUCACAGCCCCACCACAGAAACCCUGUCCGAGGCUGUGUUUGACUCCCUGGGGCUGGUAUCGAGAGCAGGGAACAUCCCUGCUCCAAGCCCCAGGAUUGAGAUCACUCUCUCAGGUGACUCCCUCAGCUCUCAGACCCUGGAGCCCAGCCCUGGCACCAAAGCACUGGGAGCUUACAGGGAGUGUGUGAGCCCUGCCAGCAGUAACUCCUCUACAGGAUGGCCAGCAGAGGCAUAUUCCCCUGUGGCAUCACCAUGUGUCUCCCCUUCCAACGGAGGUGGCUGUAGCAUGGGCUUGUCCGCCUUAGACCUCUGCCCAGGCCUCCAAGGCAUCUACACUUCUUCUGCACACUCCUCUCCAGGAGCCUCACCUCACAACAGUGUCACCGAUGAAACCUUUCUGCUACCACAACACCAACGUACCUCCACAACACUUCCUCAUCAGCGCUCCCGCUCUGCCUCACCACAUGGAAAGCGUGCCUAUGACCAGUUUCACUCCUGUCAGGGAGCAACUCCUGUCAAGCAGCGCUCCCGGAGCCCCAGCCCCAGCCCUUCGCCCCAUGAGCAGCAGGGGUCCUACUACCUGCAUCAAAACCAGGCUCAAGCUGAGUUGCAGGCCCAAGUUCAGACCCCCUCCCCAGGCCUGGAGGAGGACUGGAGCUUUGUCUCCAGUGUGUCCAGAGCAGCACCUUCCGCAAUGGUGCGAAGUGCACAUACACAGGCCCAGGGACAGGACUGUGUGUAUGGAGAGAGGUAUGACUGGGCCACUGAGCAGGAGAGGACUGGCAGGGGUGAAGCUGAGGUCAAGUGUGAGACCUUCUAUAUGCUUCCAACUGUGUGGUCUUCUCCUCAUCCAGCUCAUCAUGUAGCAUUCAGCGGCCUCUCUGUGGCCCCACUUCCCCCUUUAGAGUGGGAAUUGCCCUCUCAGUACAGUCAGUAUGAUCUAAUGAUCCUACAACAGCCCAGAUCUCACCACAGAGCUCAAUAUGAGACCGAGGGCAGCCGUGGAGCUGUAAAAACACCUAAAGGAGGUCAUCCAGAAGUUCAGCUCCGUGGGUACCAAGGCACAGCUCCACUGGGGCUGCAGGUAUUCAUAGGGACAGCAGACGAGAGGCUCCUGAAACCCCACGCCUUCUACCAGGUCCAUCGCAUCACUGGGAAGACUGUCACCACCCCCAGCAUUAAGAGGAUGAUCAAUGGGACCAAAGUGGUGGAGAUCCCCCUGGAGCCAAAGAACCACAUGAGAGUGGUGAUUGACUGCAUAGGGAUCUUGAAGCUGAGAAAUGCCGAUAUUGAACUGAGGAAUGGUGAGACGGACAUUGGACGAAAAAACACUCGUGUGCGUUUGGUGUUUCGUGUCCACAUUCCUCAACCUGGGGGCCAGCUCGUGUCUCUUCAAGUUGCCUCUGAUCCUAUUGAAUGCUCCCAGCGCUCAGCUCAGGAGUUCCCUGCAGUUGAGAGGCAGGAUCUGGACAGAUGCUCAGCAUUAGGAGGUCAACAAAUGGUCCUCACUGGACAAAAUUUCACACCAGACUCCAAGGUGCUAUUCUCUGAGAAGACACAAGAUGGGCAGCAGAUCUGGGAGGUGGAGGCUACUGUGGACAGAGACAAAACACAAGCUAACAUGCUGUUCGUUGAGGUCCCUCCUUAUCGAGACCGGACCAUUUGCCAUCCGGCUAAAGUCAACUUCUACGUCAUCAAUGGGAAGAAGAAGCGCAGUCAGCCUCAGCACUUCAUCUACACUCCUGUGAUAGCCAUUAAAGCAGAGCCACUGGAUGACUAUCAGCUGAAUUCAUAUGGCUACUCAGACAGUCAGUCUCUGUCUGGCCUAUCAGUGAAGUCACUCCAUCAUCACCUGGAGCAGGACAGCAACCUUCAAACCCUGAGUGUUUCUCCAGCAUUGUAUCAUCUAGCCACUGUAGACCCCAGAGCCUGUAUGUUAACACCUGAUCCGCUGGAUGAUCAACCAGUAUUUUACCAGUCAAGAACAGGCACUCUGAUCAACAGCCCCAUGUUGUACCACACUGUAAACCAACGUUACAACAACAGCGGUUUCCCCCUCCUUGGUGGCUCAACAAUGGCUUCCCACCCUGGUACCACUUCUAGUCAGUGUGUCAGUGCUAGAACCCCUGUGGGCAAACUGAGUGAAGGACCUCAAGCUGUUGAUUCAUUCGAGCCCUGUUUGGGGUCAAGACCUCAGGGUUUUGUGCAGACAACACUACCACCGAGGAAGUCGCCACCUUCAAAAUACAUCCACAGUCAAGGCAGAGUAGAGCCAGGUAGAGGAAACCAUGAGGAACAGGCUCCAAACCGGGUCACGGUCAAACAGGAGAUCCUCAGCUUUGCCUACCUGGAAGAUGUGAAUGACAUCAUUAGAAGAGACCUGAGAGACCACAAUGGACAGUGAACCUAGAGGCCUGCAGCAGUCCUGAUGUUCAUCAUAUUCAGUGUUUAAGCAGUCAGUAUAAUUGGCAGCCUUGUGGAAAUACAAAUAUAAGAUACUGAUGGUCUCAGAAGAAGCUUGUAAGAGUUGUAAUGAAGAAAAAAUUCAGUAGAAGCAGAUAUUUAAGGCAGUCUAUAGAAAGUAACCCUUAACAGGAUUAUGUGAUAUUUCUUUGGUAUUAGGAAGGGUGGUGGUUUACCUCAACUACAACAUUUUACAUUAGAAAAUGGGUCAGCGCUUACUGUGUUUGCCUUAAAUAUCUCCAUACAAUUUAGUCUUAGCAA